Beauveria bassiana ARSEF 2860 is the source of this 657-nucleotide messenger RNA. RefSeq lists its product as uncharacterized. Lineage: Eukaryota; Fungi; Ascomycota; Sordariomycetes; Hypocreales; Cordycipitaceae. The record is from RefSeq and is a predicted model, not a curated record. The transcript has 4 exons. Bases 1 to 657 code for a protein of 218 amino acids.
AUGAUGACCAAGGUUUCUGCUCUCGUUUCUUUUGCGGCCCUUGCCGGUGCGAAUAAGAAUCACGGCGGCGCUUGCACCAUCAAGACCAUCACGACCUCCACCGCGUAUCCUCCCACGACUACCUCUACCUCCGAUAAUUGCAGCACGCGCACCGUCUGCCUCGACUAUGUGAAUGAAUGUGGUAUAUGGUAUGGCGGAUGCGUACCUGAUUGUAAGCCUUGGCCGACCUUUUCCAAGCCUCCUUGUCCCUCGACAACGGGCAACACCAUCACGACCACCACCGCGUACCCUCCUACGACUACUUCCUCCUACGACAAUUGCAGCACGCGCACCAUCUGCCUCGACUAUGUGAAUGAAUGCGGUAUAAUGUAUGGCGGAUGUGUACCUGAUUGCAAGCCUUGGCCGACCUUCUCCAAGCCCCCGUGCCCUUCGACAACGAGCACUCCCAUCAUCAUCACGGCUACUCCUACCGCGAACACCAGCGAGGAUGACUGCCACAAGCAUACCAUUUGUAUCGAUCACGUCAAUGAGUGUGGGAUAAUGUACGGCGGAUGCGUUCCUGCUUGCAAGCCUUACCCAACCUUUUCCAAACCCCCAUGCCCGUCGACGACAACUCUUAUUACAAGCCUUACUACACCGUAUUCUGUAUCGGUUUAA